ACUCAGUGUUUGUAAGCAUCCAAAGAGAAGAAACAGUAGGCAUGGAGAGCUACAGAACGAUCGACCAUAACAACCGCGAGGACGAAUUACAACCGGUGACUACCGGUAGCAGGUAAACAUGAAAAGCAAAGCUCACUCAUCAACAGUUCACCGAAAUCAACACUAAUAGUACUAUACUAUCUAUCCCCCAUUAUAGCGAUUAGCCAGCACCAGACCAAGCCUAAACAAAAUAAUAAUAAAAAGAUUGCGUCUCUUUCCCAUUUUUCUCCUCAUUGCCGGUCUCUCUGAGUCUGACUCUCUCCAUGCAAUCUUUUUCCGCCAUUAACUCCGAUGAGAGAAUCUCUGAUCGCGUUAUCUGAGUUGAGCAUCCAAGACCUGCAUGGCCAUAGGUUGUUAGAAGUCUCUCGUUUUUCGCGCUUAGAAACUAAUACUGAAGCUAAUAAACCGAUUCCUCGGACUUCACUCUUGUAAUUUCUAACUCUUUUAUUUGAGGUGGAAUUUGGAGUGUCUGAGUUAAACAAAAAAAAAAAAAAGAUCGAAGAAUUGAAAAAUGCUGACGUGUAUAGCUCGAUCAAAGCAACCCGGUGAUGACUCACUGAGUCAACCCGAUGAGUCUGCCACCGGUGAUGCUCCCAAUACCAAACAACAUCAAGCAAUCAAAUCCCUCACUUCUCAGCUUAAAGACAUGGCACUGAAGGCCUCCGGAGCAUACCGGCACUGUAAUCCGUGCACCGGACCAACAACUCAGAGCCGAUUGAGGAAUAACUCAAACGAGUCUGACGCAGAAUCGGAGAGGUUCCGGUGGUCGUUACGGCGGACCGGAAGCUCGAGCUCGACGACGCCAAGGACAUGGGGGAAGGAGAUGGAGGCGAGACUAAAGGGGAUUUCGAGCUCCAGCGGUGAGGGCACGCCUAAUUCGGUAAAUGGUAGUGGGCGUCGGGUCGACCCGCCCGUUGUGUUCGUUGAAGAGAACGAACCGAAGGAGUGGGUGGCCCAGGUCGAGCCCGGUGUUCUGAUAACUUUCGUUUCGCUCCCACGCGGGGGAAAUGAUCUCAAGCGGAUACGCUUCAGUCGAGACAUGUUUAACAAAUGGCAAGCUCAAAGAUGGUGGGCAGAGAACUAUGAUAGAGUCAUGGAGCUUUACAAUGUACAGAGAUUUAAUCGUCAGGCUUUUCCAUUGCCAACACCCCCAAGAUCUGAAGAUGAGAGCUCAAAGAUGGAGUCUGCUGAAGACAGCCCUGUAACACCACCACUGACCAGAGAACGGUUGCCUCGAAAUUUGUAUCGGCCAACAGGGAUGGGAAUGGGCUACUCAUCCUCAGAUUCACUCGAUCAUCAUCCAAUGCAAGUCCGCCAUUACUGUGAUUCAGGUGGUCUCAACUCAACCCCAAAACUAUCUAGUAUUAGUGGGGCCAAGACAGAAACAUCAUCUAUGGAUGCUUCUAUAAGAAGUAGCUCAUCAAGGGAGGCAGAUCGCUCAGGAGAGUUGUCAAUCAGCAAUGCUAGUGAUAUGGAAACUGAAUGGGUCGAACAGGAUGAACCAGGGGUUUACAUCACUAUCAGAGCCUUGCCGGGUGGCAAAAGGGAGCUCAGAAGAGUUAGAUUCAGCCGAGAAAAAUUUGGGGAGAUGCAUGCCAGACUCUGGUGGGAAGAGAAUCGAGCCAGGAUACAUGAACAGUACUUGUAAUUGAACGACAACAAUAGUUGCUGGUGGACUGUCCAGAUUGUGGGGGUGUGUUUAUCUUUUCUUUUUCCUCUUUCUCAAUUUUUUUUUUUUUUAAAAAAAUCUCUACUCAAUACUAGUAGAAUCACUUCCUUAGAGAAUCUGAAUAGGUGCUGCUGGCACCUCUUGAUUUUUUGAGGAACUCCUUGCAUGAUCCUUAAAUUGGAAAAGUUUUUUGAGCAGUGAAGUUUCUCAACUUCAUAGAAUUUAUGAGCAUAUAAUAUACUCUUUUCAGAUUGGGAUCGUGCACUUAGUUAAUCUAUUAUAUUUUAACCA
Jatropha curcas is the source of this 1999-nucleotide messenger RNA. It is a transcript of the gene BRXL4, whose product is annotated as BREVIS RADIX-like 4. Lineage: Eukaryota; Viridiplantae; Streptophyta; Magnoliopsida; Malpighiales; Euphorbiaceae. The record is from RefSeq and is a predicted model, not a curated record.